UAACAGAAACCAUCGCCCGGAGGUAAAGACGCGCAGAGAAAGAGAGAGGGCGAGAGAGAGAGGGGGCAGAGCUGGAUCUGCUGCUGUGUGUGAGACAACACACUGAGACAUCUCUGAUCCUGUCUCACUGAACAGUCGCGCUAACUCUGCGACAGCCCUGCGAAAGCCAAUUUCUCUCUGUGCAACUGUUGCGCGCCACUUUGGAUAGAGAUACGUGCGACCACUGCGCCUCACAGAGCGCGAAUGGUCUUCUUUUUCCUUUUUGCUCUGGUUUGAACGAGUGAGAGAGAUCUCUCCUCCUGGACUGCAGCGCGAUGAGGAAAUUCUGAGGUGGCACUACUCCUUUACGCGUGCUUUGGCUGUUGACACCAAAAGGUUUAGCCCAUGAACAGGUAUCCUCUUGAGUGUGAUUCUGUUUUCACCCAGAUCUCUGCUGCCUGGACAAAUGCAUACAAAUGCAUUUAGGAGCUCAACGGACAAGGAGUGGACACGUUUCCGCGGCAGCAACGUGGAACCUUCUCCUGCUCCUGUCAGUAUGCUCAGCAGUGCUCUCUGGAGAAGAAGACUACCUAGCUCAAGGGGUGGACAUCCUCUAUCGAUUGGGGCUUACAGCUCGAAACUCAGACAGUCCCCACGAGAGGACAAGUUCACUGUCAACUACUCACACCAUUGUUCCCUCAUAUUUAAAUCCUCCUGUAUCUGGUUAUGGGAUAAUACUCGACUCAAACUCCCUCUAUGAGGUUCCAGCAGGAAGUCUGUUCCCGCCAGAGAUUGGUGAGGAGUUUUCUGUUGUCGUUAGUUUAAGCUCCUGGCGAGCAAACAAUGCAUUUAUUUUUAGUGUUAAAGAUAACAGGGACAGGCUGCGUUUUGGGAUACAGCUACUGCCCCGCAGAGUGGUGGUUUACACUGCAGAGAAAGCCUCCAUCUACUUUAACUACAACUGGCAGGAUGGGCGCCAGCAUCCCUUUGCUAUCGGCGUCCGUGCACGCUCUGUGUCCUUCUAUGCGGAUUGUGGGGCAGUGCAGCAGCAGGAGCACACCCUUGGGAAAUCUCAGACACUUGGGGAUUCUGGGGGCCUUUUUACUCUUGGUAGGAUGAACUCCAAAGCAGCAGCAUUCAACGGUCAAGUCUGCCAACUAGAUAUUUAUCCCUCAGCCUUUGCUGCGGCACACUACUGCAGCUACCUUAAAAAACAGUGCAGACUGGCUGACACUUACCGAUCGCCUUUGCCACAUCCUGGUUUGGAUCUUGUGGCAAAUGACCCCCCUUCUAAUCCCUUGACAACGUCCCUUGUUGGAGUAGCAGCUACCCAUCAAGCAAAAAUCACGGCAGCUGUCAACCUGUCUCCAGAUAGUUUGGUUACACAUUUCAAUUCAGCUUUUGGGCCAUCAGAACAACCUAAUCUGGAGGACCAGAGCCACAUCGAUGCAUUGGAUCCCCUUACCAGCGCCACCAUAUCCUCACUUCAGCCUGAAAGCUCCACCAUGCCUACCCUGAGUGUACAAACAGCUUUGGAUCUUGCAACUACAACUAUCUCAAGUAGCAGAAAUGUUUUCGUAGAAGACAGUAGGCCACAGGAGGACAUUGAAAACAAUACAGAGGAUGAGAGCGUGCAGACUCCAGAUGCCACACCAGGUCCGAUUUCUCCAGUGAGGCAAAGUCGAGUGAAGGAAGGACUCAGGAAUAACUCCAUCGUUAACUCCAGGGACUCACAGUUUGAGUACCAGCAGACUCAUUUGAGAGUCAACGGUACGACUUUGUACAGGGACAAUCAGGUGGACAACUCGGAAGAGCACGACCUGGACGGCAACUACGGCGACGUAGACACGGGAGGUUAUGAUUAUGGAUACGAGGGUUCAGACUUCUACUACGACUAUGAGGAUGGUUUCCGCGGCCCUAAAGGAGAACCAGGUCCUCCGGGUCCUCCUGGUCCUCCUGGUUUACCUGGUCCUCCAGGAAAAAGAGGUUCUCGGGGUACCAGCGGUCCACAUGGUAAUCCAGGACAGGCAGGACUUCCUGGGCCUAAGGGCUCAAAAGGAGACCCUGGACUUUCUCCAGGUCAGGCUGCACCAGGAGAAAAGGGAGACAGAGGUCCACCAGGUUUGCCAGGGCCACAGGGAUUUCUAGGUCUACCGGGUCCUAAAGGUUAUCCAGGGCCAAUUGGUUUGCCAGGAGAACAAGGCAUACCAGGAACUCCCGGGGAAGCUGGGGCUGCAGGUUACCCUGGCAGGCAGGGCCCAGCUGGGCCAGAAGGUAACCCAGGACCAAAAGGUGUCCGUGGUUUCAUUGGGCCUCCCGGUGAUGUCGGGCCACUUGGACCGGAAGGGAUGAAAGGCAUACCUGGUCCUGUUGGAAAACCUGGCCCUAAAGGAAGACACGGUGUGGUGGGUGAUGUAGGAGAGAGGGGGCCUCCUGGUCCUGAUGGCAAAGAGGGGCCUGUUGGUGGGACUGGCAUUGGCGGCUUUCCCGGUCUAAGGGGGGACCUGGGGCCUGAGGGACUGCGAGGGCUGCCUGGUCUGGUGGGACCUCAGGGCCCUGCAGGACGAGCCGGCCUGCCUGGAUUGAAAGGUGAUAAGGGUGAAGUGGGACCAAGGGGCGAACCAGGGGAGAUGGGGUACCAAGGUGAUAAGGGUGUUGCUGGUUUACCUGGUCCAGCUGGGCCAAAAGGGAAACCGGGACCACCGGGUAAAAUGGGUGAGGUGGGAGCACAGGGACCACCUGGGCCUCCAGGACCAGAGGGGUUUCCUGGCGACAUUGGAGUACCGGGCCUGAAUGGUCCACCUGGACCAAAGGGUUUGCAGGGAGCCAGGGGGCCUCCAGGUCCGCCAGGGCCAAAAGGAUUAGAGGGCGAUGAAGGACCACUCGGCCCACCUGGCAGCUCAGGCCCCACUGGGCGACCUGGAAGGAAAGGCUACAUUGGUGAACCUGGUCCUGACGGUUUAGAGGGAGAGAAAGGAGACAUGGGAAAUGUUGGGAAAAUUGGACCACAAGGUCCAGUAGGCCUGAUUGGAAUAGAUGGUGUAAUAGGAGUUCCCGGUGAAAAGGGCGACCGUGGACCAGCUGGUCCAACAGGCCCAGUUGGGGAGAGGGGGUCGAGGGGCUAUCCAGGAUUGCCAGGGAGUCCGGGAGACAUCGGAAUGCAAGGUGCACUUGGUCCACAGGGGCAGAGGGGUACUCCAGGCACUGCCGGGCCAAAGGGCAGGAGGGGGCCCAUGGGUCCAGAUGGCCCACUCGGAGAACCAGGCCCAGAGGGCAGCAAGGGUGAAAGAGGUGACAUUGGACUAAAAGGAGAACCAGCAUUUAUUGGAAAGUCAGGCAGCCCAGGAGAAAGAGGCCCACCUGGGAAGCCUGGAAAGCCAGGUAUUCCAGGCGGUGGCGGGGAGAGGGGGCCGCAGGGUGAACCAGGACCUAAAGGACCUCCUGGGGAAGCCGGACCAGAUGGAGAGCAAGGACAUGAGGGUGUACCUGGUACAGAGGGGGAACCGGGUCCCAUUGGAGAGCCAGGUUUAAAGGGUGACGCUGGGCCUCCAGGAUCUGAAGGGGAGCAGGGGCAGGAGGGGAUACGAGGUCAACCUGGUCCCCCUGGUGAAGAUGGCUCUCAAGGGAAAGACGGAUUCAAGGGUGAGCCUGGUGACCAUGGGCCAGUCGGAGAGCCAGGUGAUAAAGGGACAGAAGGAGACCCUGGACCCCCAGGACCACCUGGAGAGCAUGGGAAACAAGGCUUUCGUGGGCCAGAAGGAAAACUGGGGCCACCAGGGAACAGAGGACGGCAUGGAAAGAAGGGAGAGAAAGGUCCUACAGGUCUUGCUGGUGAGAUUGGCGCGCGGGGAGACGCCGGCCAGCCAGGAGAGCCGGGGCUGAAAGGUGCCAGGGGAACUCGUGGUCCAUCGGGUCAACCUGGAGUCAUGGGGAUAGAGGGACAAGUUGGGCUGCCAGGAUACACAGGUUCCCCUGGCAAACCUGGGCCCAUAGGAACACCAGGGCCUAAAGGUGAAAAGGGUUACCCAGGCGAGGACAAUAAGAUCCCAGGACUGCCAGGGCCCUUAGGUGAACCAGGGCCCAUAGGAGAACGAGGAGAGCGCGGAGAGCCAGGCGAUGAAGGGUAUCAGGGCCAUAUUGGCACCACUGGCCCACGUGGGGCUGUUGGACCACAAGGGCCACCGGGAUCACCAGGCCAUCCUGGAGAACCAGGCCCAAAAGGAGAGAUGGGAGCUGUGGGGUCAGCAGGACAAAAAGGAGCAAGGGGGCUGAGUGGAGCUCCUGGCAUUGAAGGGCCAAGUGGUUUACCUGGACUCGUGGGAAUGAUUGGAUACCCAGGAUCAGAUGGUCCCCCUGGACUGACUGGUUUAACAGGACCACCUGGGAAAAUAGGACGUCAGGGCCAAAGAGGUUUAGUGGGACUUGAGGGACUUGCUGGACUUCCAGGUCGUAGGGGAGAGGCCGGACUUCCUGGACAAAUUGGAGAAAUAGGACCACCUGGACAGAAGGGGGAGCCUGGUCUGUCAGGAGACAGAGGUACCCCAGGAUUCAAAGGCAUGGAGGGAACUUCUGGUGACCAGGGCAAGAAAGGCGAUCCAGGACCCAAAGGACAACCGGGAGAAUAUGGAAAUGUGGGCAUGGUGGGUUUGCAAGGCUUUCCAGGUCCAAAGGGACCAAAUGGUGAUUUUGGAUUUAGAGGCUUCCCUGGCCCCAAAGGACCGAUGGGUACUGCGGGAUUAUCUGGACCUGUAGGCCCUGAAGGAAUGAUGGGUCCACUGGGCAAACCUGGACCAAGGGGUCCAAAAGGGGGUAACGGUGAAAUGGGGCCCCAAGGACCACAAGGAGGUUCAGGACCCAGAGGACCCCCUGGUGCUCCAGGUCCAACGAGGCAGAUAUAUGAUUACUCAGAAGUCUACAGUCUGUCAGACUCAAACACUGCCCUCAGGACAGAGAGUUUCCAGAACACAGAGAUGAGCCUGCCGGAUCAGAAUACAGAGAUACUGAAGACUCUGCGUUACCUGAGCAGUGUGGUUGAGAGCAUCAAAGAACCUCUAGGCACGAGAGAAAACCCAGCUCGUAUCUGCAAAGAUCUGCUCGACUGUCAGCACACACUUAAAGAUGGUUGGUUCUGGAUCGAUCCCAAUCUGGGCUGCAUAUCUGAUGCCUUCAAGGUCUUCUGCAACUUCACUGCAGGGGGGAAGACAUGUUUACAUCCACUGGCCUCUAAUAAGAUGGUGUUCGGUGUCGGGCAAGUCCAAAUGAAGUUUCUUCAUUUAUUAAGCACUGAGGCCAGCCACAGCAUCACACUCCACUGCCUGAACGAUCCAUCCGACAAUCCAUCGGACAGCCUCACCUCCACUGGAAACGCUCAUACGCACAACACCACAUUUCGGUUUCGGGGCUGGAACAAACAGAUGUUUGUGAAAGACACACUACUUGAACCACAUGUGCUGCAAGACGAGUGCAAGAUCCAAGACGGGAGUUGGCACCAGUCACGUUUCCUCUUCCAUACUCAGGACAGUCGUCAGCUACCUAUCGUUGACAUACAGGAAUUUCCCACACCACAGCCCACCAGUCAGCAACAUAUAGAAGUUGGUCCAGUCUGCUUCCUCUGACACCGACACCACUAUCCUGUAACCGACUUACAUAAACGACUUAAAUGCAAGGCUGUUCAAAAUGGCUGCCUACCAAAGAGAAACUUGAACACCAAGCCUGAACGAGUGUCCAUGGGAGUUAGUCGUGUGCCAUGGAGAGUGUUUUGUUGAAAGGACUUUGCCCAAGGUCCGUUUGAAGGCAGGCCUGUAGGAACUUGAUCUCUGCAGGACAUCCGGGAAAAAGAAAGCCAAAGGAGAACAGUGUAUACCAGUAUUUAUCAAAUAAAUGUGUAAACUGUGUUUGUUUGUUUAAUUUUCCAGUCGAAUGGUGCUUAGGUUGGCUGUAUAUGGACCCAUGUUAAUCCCUGAUCAUAGGGUUGGGCCUCACUAAACCGCAGCCUAUACCCAAACUGUCAAGCUCACAUAUCCCUCUCACCCCAGAACACAAUCAGACCAUCCUACGCUGGGGCCAAACCCGAAGGAGCGUGCCAGGCCUCUACAUAGGAGCACUGUCUAGACAAAGGUGUAUAUGAGUGCAAUAGCAUGUGGAUAAUCUCUGCUUUAAAUGUUUCAUUUUCCCAGCAUACACCUAUAUUUAACGUUGUUUUCACCUGCAGUUCUGUUCAUCUUUACAGAUGGCGCUCUACCUCUCCCUGCUCAUUGCUUUCUAGAAUAGUUGCUCAUGUCAAAUUAGUCGUUUUGCCAUUUGUGUUGUAUGUACCGGUUACAUCAAGAUUUGUAAUGUUGUAUAAGUACUUAUGUUGAUUUGGUCAUUUCUAAUUUAUGAACCAUUAUUUUUAAAUAGAUACACGACAUAUAUUUGUAGCUUUUCCUUCUUUGUUGUAGGUUCUUCAGGGGGAACCUGUCAUUGGUGCUGCAACAAACAAGAGUCAUCUGUUUUUACAUUUCUUGUGUAUAUAUUGACAGCAUACUGUUUGUUUAUUUAUGUCCUUUUUUGCUCACAUCACUGUAUCACAGUAACUUAUACUCAGAGAACUAUUUGGUCAACCACAACUCAGUCUGAAGAAGUAUUUAUAUUCUAAAGGUGUGUUUGUGUGUUAACACCUGUGACUUUAUGUUUAUCAAACUAUGUGAGCUGGCAGCUACAGUAGGCCAGAGUCAGAAAACAAAAUAAUACAGUCAUUUCAUAUUAAGUUAUAUUACCUUGAACAGAGUGUAAUUAUAUAAAGUCUGUGGCAGAUAAUGUUGGAUGCUUAUGUGUAAAUAAUAAAUAAGUUGUCAAUUACA
This is a messenger RNA of Solea senegalensis (Senegalese sole), 6821 nucleotides long. RefSeq names its product collagen alpha-1(XXIV) chain-like. NCBI's taxonomy places the organism in Eukaryota, Metazoa, Chordata, Actinopteri, Pleuronectiformes, Soleidae. Bases 456 to 5594 code for a protein of 1712 amino acids. The record is from RefSeq and is a predicted model, not a curated record. Gene Ontology annotation, molecular function: extracellular matrix structural constituent. The transcript has 60 exons.